Tarenaya hassleriana is the source of this 909-nucleotide messenger RNA. RefSeq names its product 40S ribosomal protein S8-1. Gene Ontology annotation, molecular function: structural constituent of ribosome. Bases 88 to 756 code for a protein of 222 amino acids. The transcript has 5 exons. The record is from RefSeq and is a predicted model, not a curated record. Gene Ontology annotation, biological process: translation; maturation of SSU-rRNA from tricistronic rRNA transcript (SSU-rRNA, 5.8S rRNA, LSU-rRNA). NCBI's taxonomy places the organism in Eukaryota, Viridiplantae, Streptophyta, Magnoliopsida, Brassicales, Cleomaceae. Gene Ontology annotation, cellular component: ribosome; cytosolic small ribosomal subunit.
CAUCUGCAAACUCUCUUCGGUCUCUCUUAACAGGGAAACUCGGGUGUCUACAGGGAGAAAGAAGCUAAGAACUCUUCCGUAGCCGCGAUGGGUAUCUCUCGUGAUUCGAUUCACAAGAGGCGUGCUACUGGUGGGAAGCAGAAGCAAUGGAGGAAGAAGCGAAAGUACGAGAUGGGAAGAGUUGCCGCAAACACCAAACUUUCUAGCAACAAAACCGUUAGGAGGGUUAGGGUUCGUGGAGGAAACGUGAAAUGGCGGGCAUUGAGACUCGACACAGGGAAUUACUCAUGGGGAAGCGAGGCUGUAACUCGUAAGACCAGGAUCCUCGACGUCGUGUACAAUGCCUCUAACAAUGAGCUUGUUCGUACCAAGACUCUUGUCAAGAGCGCUAUCGUUCAGGUCGAUGCUGCACCUUUCAAGCAAUGGUACCUCAGUCACUAUGGGGUGGAGGUUGGCCGCAAAAAGAAGACCUCGGCUACUUCUGGCAAGAAAGAAGGAGAUGAAGGUGAAGAUGCUGCUGCUGCUCCCGAGGAGACAAAGAAGAGCAACCAUGUUUUGAGGAAGCUGGAGAAGCGUCAAUCGAACAGAUCUCUUGACCCACACAUCGAGGACCAAUUCACGAGUGGUCGUUUACUCGCUUGCAUCUCCUCGAGGCCUGGCCAGUGCGGCCGUGCAGAUGGAUACAUUUUGGAGGGUAAAGAGUUGGAGUUCUACAUGAAGAAGAUCCAGAAGAAGAAGGGCAAGGGUGCUGCUUAGGUUCGUUGGUCAGUUUUGUUGCUGUCUCAAUGCUGUCUGGUCAGGAUGUGAUGAGAGAGAUUUCAUACGCUUUUUUUAUUAUUCGGAUAAAGACAUUUUCUUAAAAUUCGAUCAAUGGAUGUUUAAUUGUUAAUUUCAUCUGUUUACGUUCCA